This is a messenger RNA of Saprolegnia parasitica CBS 223.65, 1358 nucleotides long. RefSeq lists its product as hypothetical. NCBI's taxonomy places the organism in Eukaryota, Oomycota, Saprolegniomycetes, Saprolegniales, Saprolegniaceae. Gene Ontology annotation, biological process: ammonium transmembrane transport; ammonium homeostasis. Gene Ontology annotation, molecular function: ammonium channel activity. The record is from RefSeq and is a predicted model, not a curated record. The transcript has a single exon. Bases 21 to 1358 code for a protein of 445 amino acids.
CGCUGGCACAACCCGGUGGCAUGGAGACGACGAUCGUGAUCCACGCGCCCGACCUGGCAGCCGUAUGGACCUCCAUGGCCCGCGCCCGUGAGACGCCGUCCGCCGACGACGCCAGUCUGCGAACGGUCGCAUUCCACAUGAGCCUCUUCCUGGUCCUUCUACUGCCCAUCGGUCAUGCAAUGGCGUCCAUCGUCACCGCCGCCAGCAGCAUCCAGCGCCGUAGUACGCUCUACACCGCGGGCCUCGAGACGGCAGCGGGAAUCGAACCGGCGACAAUCGUGUGCAUGGGCGUGGCCGUCCUCGUCCUCGUGUUGCAGCUUCUUUCAGCGGUGCUAAGCCCUCUUGCCGCCGACGCCAUGCUGUUCCACGUCGCAACGGGCCUCGUCCUCAUCUCGGUGCUGCAUGGGACGCUGCACCUCCAGCUACCGUCUAAACUGCUCCUCCUUCUGAUAUUGUCUGCUGCAGGCGUCGUGUAUCCUGCACUUUUGCUCGCCGCGUGGUCGGACCAUGGCUGGUUCGCCCCCAGCCUCGACUCGAACGGUCUUGGCGUAAUCGAUAUGGGCGGCCUCGGUGCGGUGCAUAUUCCUAUUGGCGCCAUUGUCUUGACUGCGAUGCUGCUCUUGCCCGAUACGCUCGAGACAGCGCAAGUGCACGCCACCGAUCCGUUCUCGAUCCUCGCAACGGGCCUCACAAGCAUCGGGUGGCCAGGCCUCGCCCUCGGCCACGCGACUCUGUUUCUCGGCGGCGAUGUCUGGCUGCCAACGCUCGUCACCAUCGCGGUGCAUACCAUUUUGGCUUCGACAGGCGGUGCGCUCGUCGGCCUCAUCGCGAUGAGGACGUUCUUGCCAGCCAUGGACGUCUCUGUGUGCGCGUUUGCAGGGUUCGUCGCUGGCUCGGGGUCGGCGGGCUUGGUGGCCCCGUACGUCGCGCUGCUGCUGGGCGUCGGAGGAGCUGGCGCGUACUUGGCGGUUGCCAAAGCCGCGGUGGCGGCCCAACGCCUUCGGGUGCCGAGCGAGUACAGCAGCGCGGUCGCAGUCCACUUGGGCGCCGGUGUCUUUGGCUUGCUUGCGAGUAGCGUCGUCGUUUCGGACGCGCAGCGCAGCGCCGUUCUCGGCUUGCGCAAUCGAACGACGUGGCAGCAGCUCGGCGCGAACGCGCUGCUCGCGCUUCUCGCGGUGGCGUGGAGCAUGCUCAUCGCCGCCGUUGUCCUCGUGCCGGUGCGCUUGCGCCGCGACCGCGACGUGCAAAGUAUGGUCUACACGGAGAUGGACGACUUUGACUUCGACUCGCACCAUGACGACGACGGAUCGACGAUUUGCAGCAGCAAGCCGCGUCGCAGCGAGUGGCUAUACCGUUAA